CCACCUGCAGUGGGUGGGGCUUACAGAAGACAACUAAGACGACCCUUCAGGGGGGUUGGAGCGGUCGCUAAAGGUUACCUCCCUCUUGUGGGUGGGGCUCUGAGCGCGCGCUGCUUCUUGUGUUGGUGUGGCUGUGGCAGGCCUCAGCGCGGGCUGCUUCACCUCAGUGCUAGCAACCGGUGGCUCCAUGGAGGCGACAGGUCCCAGUAGGCACCGCUCCAUCCUGACCCCUAUGUUGGGGUGCCCCUUCUGGAGCUGACAGACCCAUCCCAGUGGGAGGCGGCUCCAUGGAGAAGAAAACAAGAAUUAGCAUCCAACACAUCUCACGAUACAGCUGCAGGAGGAAUCCGGGAACAGACCUAUUCAGUAUCAUAUACUUUAUCAGAAACUUGGCUGAAGAGGAAAUAAAGGCAGAGCAGGAGGUGGUGGAGGGGAUGGAUAUCUCCACUCGAUCCAAAGGAAGCCAGGGCAGGCUGCAGAAUUCUGGAGAACUGAAAAUCGCCAUCCCUGUAGUAUCUGACUGCCCUAUGGAUUUUGAACUGGAUUUUGAAACCCUGGCUCAGGCAAUCCAUGAUCCUGGCUCUGCCGAACGCACAGCACAAAAGAGGAAGUUUCCCAGCCCUCCACACUCUUCCAAUGGCCACUCCCCACAAGAUGCAUCUACGAGCCCUAUUAAAAAGAAAAAGAAGCCUGGCCUAUUGAACAGUAACAAUAAAGAGCAGUCAGAACUAAGACAUGGUCCGUUUUACUAUAUGAAGCAGCCACUCACCACAGACCCUGUUGAUGUUGUACCACAGGAUGGACGGAAUGAUUUCUAUUGCUGGGUUUGUCAUCGGGAAGGCCAAGUCCUCUGCUGUGAACUCUGUCCUCGGGUUUAUCAUGCUAAGUGUCUGAAACUGACAGCGGAACCAGAGGGUGAUUGGUUUUGCCCAGAAUGUGAGAAAAUUACUGUAGCAGAAUGCAUAGAAACGCAGAGUAAAGCUAUGACAAUGCUCACCAUUGAACAGCUAUCAUACUUGCUCAAGUUUGCACUACAGAAAAUGAAACAGCCAGGGACAGAGCCAUUUCAAAAGCCAGUUUCACUGGAUCAACACCCAGAUUAUGCAGAAUAUAUCUUUCAUCCAAUGGACCUUUGUACAUUAGAAAAGAAUGUUAAAAAGAAAAUGUAUGGUUGCACUGAAGCAUUUUUGGCUGAUGCCAAAUGGAUUUUGCACAAUUGCAUUAUUUACAAUGGGGGAAAUCACAAAUUGACACAAACAGCAAAAGUCAUAAUCAAAAUCUGUGAACAUGAGAUGAAUGAAAUUGAAGUGUGUCCAGAAUGUUAUUUAGCUGCUUGCCAAAAACGAGAGAACUGGUUUUGUGAGCCUUGUAGCAAUCCCCACCCUUUGGUCUGGGCUAAACUCAAAGGCUUUCCAUUCUGGCCUGCUAAAGCACUGAGGGAUAAAGAUGGGCAAGUCGAUGCCCGUUUCUUUGGCCAACACGACAGGGCCUGGGUUCCAAUAAAUAAUUGCUACCUCAUGUCUAAAGAAAUUCCUUUUUCUGUGAAAAAGACUAAAAGCAUCUUCAACAGUGCAAUGCAAGAGAUGGAGGUUUAUGUGGAGAAUAUUCGUAGAAAGUUUGGAGUAUUUAAUUACGCACCUUUCCGGACACCAUAUACUCCCAACAACCAAUACCAAAUGUUAUUAGAUCCUGCAAACCCAGCAGCUGGAACUGCAAAGACAGACAAACAAGAGAAAAUCAAACUGAACUUCGACAUGACAGCAUCACCCAAGAUUCUAAUGAGCAAAUCUAUGCUGAGCAACACUGGUCGAAGGAUUUCCUUGACAGAUAUGCCACGGUCACCAAUGAGUACAAACUCAUCAGUUCACACUGGAUCCGAUGUUGAACAGGAUGCAGAGAAAAAAGCAACUUCCAGUCAUUGUAGUGCAAGUGAAGAGUCCAUGGACUUCAUUGACAAGAGUUCAGCUUCUCCAGCACCAGCAAGGACGGGCCAAACAGGGAGCUUAUCAGGCAGCCCAAAACCUUUCUCUCCUCAAGCCUCAACACCUAUUGCUGCUAAACAAGAAAGAACUUCCACUCCAGGAAGCAUUCUGAACCUUAACCUUGAUCGCAGCAAAGCUGAGAUGGAUCUGAAAGAACUGAGUGAAUCAGUCCAGCAGCAGUCCACACCUGUGCCGCUAAUUUCACCAAAACGACAGAUUCGCAGCAGGUUCCAGCUUAAUCUUGACAAGACAAUAGAGAGUUGUAAAGCACAGUUAGGAAUCAAUGAAAUCUCUGAAGAUGUUUAUAACGCAGUAGAACAUAGUGACUCUGAGGAUUCUGAAAAAUCAGACACCAGUGACAGUGAAUAUAUCAGUGAUGAUGAACAGAAAUCAAAGAAUGAUCAGGAAGAUGGAGAGGACAAAGAAAGUGGAAAAAGUGACAAAGAAUCAUUGACCAUGAAAAAAAAACCUAAACCCCCAGCUCCAGCUGAAGUCAAAGAGGAACUUAAAAGCACAAGUCCAGGAGUGGAGAAAACAGAUGUCCCUGUCAAAGAAAAGGCUAAUACAGACUCUGAGAAAGACUUUUCUGAAAAGGGAAAAAAUUUGCAGCAUCCUGCAAAAGAAAAACUGAAAGGUAAAGAUGAGACAGACUCUCCAACUGUGCAUCUGGGUCUGGACUCUGAUUCAGAGAGUGAACUUGUCAUCGAUCUAGGGGAAGAUCAUUGUGGGCGUGAGGGACGGAAAAACAAGAAAGAAUCUAAAGAACCGCCUCCUAAGCAAGAUGUUGUAGGUAAAGUUCCACCUUCUUCCAGUGCAAGCAGCCAGCCUCCACCUGAAACUCCUGUGCUUACCCGGUCUGCAGCCCAAACUCCACCAGCUGGAGUCACAGCUACUACUAGUGCUACUUCUACUGUCACUGCUCCAGCAGCAGCCACAGGGAGCCCUGUGAAAAAGCAGAGGCCGCUUCUACCUAAGGAAACAGCCCCUGCUGUGCAGCGAGUAGUGUGGAAUUCUUCAAAUAAAUUUCAAACGUCGUCUCAGAAAUGGCACAUGCAAAAGGUACAGAGGCAACAGCAGCAGAGCCAGCAGUCUCAACAGUCGCAACAACCUCAGUCUUCUCAAGGGACAAGAUAUCAGACAAGACAGGCAGUAAAAGCUGUACAGCAAAAAGAGAUCACCCAGAGCACUUCCACAUCAACUAUCACCUUGGUUACAAGUACUCAGCCUGUUUCUAUGGUUACCAGUUCUGGUUCUUCAAGUACACUUUCUUCUUCAAUUAAUACAGACUUGCCAAUAGCAACAGCUUCAGCUGAUGUGGCAGCAGAUAUUGCAAAGUACACUAGCAAAAUGAUGGAUGCAAUAAAAGGAACAAUGACUGAAAUAUAUAACGAUCUUUCCAAAAAUACCACUGGAAGUACAAUAGCAGAGAUUCGUCGUUUGAGAAUCGAAAUAGAGAAACUUCAAUGGUUACAUCAACAGGAACUCUCAGAAAUGAAACACAAUCUUGAAUUGACAAUGGCGGAGAUGCGGCAAAGUCUUGAGCAGGAGCGUGAUCGUUUGAUUGCUGAAGUAAAGAAGCAGCUGGAGUUGGAGAAGCAGCAAGCUGUGGAUGAAACCAAGAAGAAGCAGUGGUGUGCCAACUGCAAGAAAGAGGCCAUCUUCUACUGCUGCUGGAAUACCAGCUACUGUGACUACCCCUGCCAGCAAGCUCACUGGCCUGAGCAUAUGAAAUCCUGCACACAGUCAGCUACUGCAACACAACAAGAAACAGAUACAGAAAUUAACCCAGAAACAUUAAAUAAAUCGUCUCAGCCCAGCUCCAGUGCACAGACUCCAUCCACAGAAACAGCCAGCACCCCAAAGGAAAAGGACAGUGCAGCCGAUAAAAACAAAGACUGUGUUACAAUAGCAACAGGUGUGACAAGCAACCAGCCUAUAAAACUGGUCCAGGUACCGCAGACCACCACCUAUAUUCCAACUACUCAACCCACAAUUACCAUUCCUGUAGUGGUAAGUCCUUCUGCUGGGACAGUGGCAAUGAGAACUGGAGUUCAGUAUGUUCAGACCACAAUGCCAGUCCAAGUACGAAGAGUCUAACUACUAACAAGAAGCCCAGGCGACUGUUGGAAUAAAUAACUAAUAAAAAUCUGUCUAAUAGAAAUGUGAAAAUAAACACAGUUCUUUGGAUUAACCUCAAAGGUUCAGACUUUAGCUUUGUAUAUGUGUACAAAGCAUUAACUACACUACAUUAAUGUAAAGCAUUAGCGCUGGCUUUAAAAAGCUGAGGACAGGUAAGAUCCAUGUUAAAUCUAUGCUUCGGUUGUAAAUAAUGUACAAUUUGUGGAUGUCAUUAAAGUUAGAGUACCAUCUCCUUUUUAUAUUUGUAUUGACUUUAACUUAUAAAGAGUGUUUGAAGUUGGUAAAGGAAAGAUUAAAACAGCCUUAUCACGAACGAACAUUGAAAACUGGACUUAAGGAACUGCAGUUGCACAUAAAAUCACUUACUCUUUAUUAUCAAGAGAGAAUCCGAUCUUCUUAAUUUGCAUUUGGUAAUGAAAACAAUUGUGCACUUUGAAACUCAGUUAAAAUUUCUUUUUGUGCAACUAAAGUUGAAAAUGUACCUUUUAAAAUUUCAUUUUAUUAGGCAAAUUAUGAAAUUUCCAAUAUGUGGACCUGAAGUACACAAAGAGGGUAUUUUUUGUUUUUUACAGUGAUCAGACUGU
This is a messenger RNA of Mauremys mutica (yellowpond turtle), 4705 nucleotides long. RefSeq names its product zinc finger MYND-type containing 8 (gene ZMYND8). Gene Ontology annotation, molecular function: protein binding. The record is from RefSeq and is a predicted model, not a curated record. Gene Ontology annotation, biological process: regulation of DNA-templated transcription. Lineage: Eukaryota; Metazoa; Chordata; Testudines; Geoemydidae. Bases 288 to 4079 code for a protein of 1263 amino acids. The transcript is spliced from 24 exons.